Molecule: messenger RNA, 747 nt
Organism: Symbiodinium natans
Lineage: Eukaryota; Dinophyceae; Suessiales; Symbiodiniaceae
Source: the annotation of a GenBank genome assembly
AUGCGCGAGUUCGAGGUCCGCCGGGCGCUCCACGCUUGGCCUCGGAGUGCCGUUCUGGCCAAGGCCACGGAGCGCUCGCUGAGGGACCUGGGCCUCGGGUAUCGCGCCGCCUACAUCAGUCAAGCUGCACGUCGGCUGGCCGAAGAGGAUGGCCGCAUGCUGCGCUGGCUUCAAAGCUUCAGGGCGAAUCCGGCAGUGGCGCCGGCAGAUGCCAUGGCUGCGCAGGAGUCGGAGAAGGAGAGGGAGCGGCGCUUGUCUGUGCGAGAGGAGCUUUGCCGGCUGCCAGGUAUCGGUGCCAAGGUGGCCGACUGCGUGGCCUUGUUCGGACUUGGCUUUCACGGCGCCGUCCCAGUGGACGUCCAUGUGUGGCGCAUCACCGUGCGGGACUACGAACCUGCUCUUCGGGAGGCGAAGUCGUUGACUCCGGCAGUUUACGAGGAGGUGGGUGACGCCUUCCGCCGCCGUUUCGGAGCGGCCUUUGCGGGCUGGGCCCACUCCGUCCUGUUCGGCGCAGAGCUGGCGGCGGAGAGAUUGCCUGCAGACCUGCGCAAGGAGAUGGAGGAGUUCCGGACCUGGGAGAAGCAGCAGAAGCAGGAGAAGAAAGCCGCCAAGAAGCCUUCGGCGAAAGCAGCGCAAGCGGCAAAGCCCCAGAAGAAGGUGCCGGCGGUCCGGAAGAAGCCGGCCAGCACUCGUAUGGGAAGUUCUCCAGAUGAUUGUCCCGUUCUGGGCAUACACUGGCUAUGGUAA